AUGGUUGCUUUUCAAAAUGUCUUGGCCUUUAUCGGAGGCGCAACAAUCCCACUUUCUGCAAUGAUUUAUCGCCAACUCAAUCCUCCACAUACAGCUUACCAAGAUUGUCUCGAACAUCUCAUGGAGUUGGAUCAGCGAGCGAAGGAAACAUGGCAACGUUCUGAGAUUCCAGAUGGGACCUGGAUAAAAUCGAAAACUCGUCUUACGCAUACCGCUUUGUGCAAUAUGCAUCACGGACUCGAAAGAAUCCGCAAGAAAAACAUGGAUCGUCGAAAUGAGACAACUCACGCGGUAUCAGUGCCAACCGGUUUGUCAAUUGGUUGUAAAACAGGUCGUCUUCAAAUACGCUGUAUGAUCCCCUAUAGCCGGGAAAUUCACAAGUUUGAGGAUGUGCUAUCGUCUUAUACUUGAAAUUGUGAGGCCUAGAAAUUCUUGGAGCAAGUCACGAUGGAGCGAUAAUUAGAUUGGAUCAUUUCAUAAAUAGUCGUUGAUGAUUGGAGAAAUCAUUUUGAUGAUAGAUUCUGGCUUGCAACGGGAUUCAAUGUGUAUUUCUUGCGUUACAGACAGUAAAAACCCCAUUCCCUACAUUACAUUCGUCUCUCGCUUGCUCCAUUAUCUUCCAUGUCUAUUCUCAUUAUCAAUGUUCUUGUGCGUG
Botrytis porri is the source of this 655-nucleotide messenger RNA. RefSeq lists its product as uncharacterized. The coding region runs from base 1 to 411 and encodes 136 amino acids. The transcript is spliced from 2 exons. The record is from RefSeq and is a predicted model, not a curated record. Lineage: Eukaryota; Fungi; Ascomycota; Leotiomycetes; Helotiales; Sclerotiniaceae.